This is a messenger RNA of Colias croceus (clouded yellow), 4132 nucleotides long. RefSeq lists its product as uncharacterized. The record is from RefSeq and is a predicted model, not a curated record. The transcript has 18 exons. NCBI's taxonomy places the organism in Eukaryota, Metazoa, Arthropoda, Insecta, Lepidoptera, Pieridae. Bases 174 to 3791 code for a protein of 1205 amino acids.
AAUAGGAAUUGAAUUGACAUUUGAUUUGACAAAUAAAAGUGAAAGUGAAAACAUUCAAAUAAUAACGACCGCAGCAAUUAUUUCCUUUAAUUAACGUAUUGUUUUGCGAAGAAGUAAAUUGUUAUCCUUUUGAAAUAAGGUUCCCGAUUCAUAUGCUGUGCUCUUUGUGAAAAAUGGAUAAUCAUUUAACGCCGAAUAGAAUACAGAGAUUGAUACAUUUAGCCGAAGAUAAGUCGUUUAAUUUGCCCAGACGCAUAGCACAAAAUAACCAUGAUGAUACAAACCGGAGUAUUUCGACGAACCAUACACCAUUCAAUAAAACCAGCUGCGAGUCGUCUUCAGGGAUUUUGGACCUAGAGCGUGUCCAAGGGUUUGGCGAAUCCGGGAUUGGAAAUAUGUCUUUGAGUAAAUCUUCUGCUUUUAAUCCUGGAGAGAUGACUGGAAGAUCAACUGGUGCUGAUGACCUACAGAACCCUGCAGCUUUGGGCACAAGGCUAUUUGAAGAUUACGGCCGUCACUCUGUAGCUCUGGAUAGCAUUACGAGUCAUAUGGAUAGGCAGACCUCGGAGAUAAAUGAUUUGAUGAGACAUUCUAUUGCUACAAAUUACUCAUUUAAUGGAAAGAGGGACUUGACGGCUGAUGAAGCAUCACUAGUGAUGAGAGAAGCACCUAUGCCUGUUCAACAAAGCACUGAAGUUAACUUCCAGGAUAGCAUAGUGAGUAAUUCAAACAUGUCUGUUGGAGCAUACUUCAAGAAUAAAUGCCCAAUGCUGGUUAACAUACUCGGCAAUACAGAUAGCCCUGAUAGAUCUAUGAAUCCUAGUAUUACGGAAGUAUCAUCACAUGUGCCUAUAGACUCUACACCAAAUAAACAAAAUAAUACAUAUAAAAUAGAUCCCAGCUUGGACAGUGUCCCAGUGAGACAGCCCAAAUCAAUCAAUUUCGAAAACUAUGAAACUUCCACUAAAAAUAAAAACGAACAUAACUAUAUGCCUAAACCUACAGAAAAUAGAGAUAUUUCUUCUUUAAAAUGUGAGAAAAAUAUGUAUAAAGGCUUGGAUCCUGAGGUAUCUGUAAAUAAGUCAACUAUGAAAGCCGAAGUUUCAAUGCUUUGCCCUUUGCCAAAGGCUGUAGGUGCUUUGAAAGCCAAACCUCAAUCUUCUUUUAAGCUGCACACAGAGGAAACUGAAAGUUCCUUGGAGAAUUCUUUAAGCAUUUCCAAAAUUGCUGAUUAUAUUCGCCGACAAUCAAACUUAAGUGUAACAGAAUUAAGUGUUCAACUGAACAAUCAAAUGAAACAAAUGAAUAGAAAGCAACCACUGAGCGAGCUCCAAAUGAACUUAAUAGACAAUAAACAGAACAACCAAGAAGUUUACGUCACAAAUCUAAUAGACUCAAAGAAAAUGGAAACAGCCAGUUCAUCAAGCACAGUGAAAACAGUUAUAUCCCAAGAUAAAUUGAAAAUGUACGAGAAAAAUACUCCAUCCGUGGUUAUAACGAAAGAUUCUCUCGACGCGGAAAGUGUAGAGUUAAGGAAUCUUAGAACACCAAGAAUGGCUAGAUCCAAGUCUCCGUCUAGUAAAAGUCAAUCUACCCUCACUACUGUACAUGAAAAUAGGAGUUUUAAAUCGUCAAAUAGUCCAUUGCAUUCUAGCAAAGGCGAGGCUAACGCAUCACACAUACCCUCCCCAAAUGUUGUUUAUAAAGAGUUAGAUAAGUCUGUAGAUUGGCACGAGGUUAUGCAACAGAAACAUUUCCAUGAAGAACGCUUUGCUAAAGAUCAAUGGGUUGAAAUUCUUACAAAACCUGUUGAAGGAUAUGUAGGUGUCAGUGAAGCUGUAGUCAUCGAAAUCACAACCUUAACACAGACUUGGUUAACAGCGAAAAUACAAUUUGAAAACCUUCCGAAUGAAGGAAAAGACCUAACUAUAGAACUUCCAAGACUGCCUUUACUUUUAUCUCCAGGCAAAACGGAAAAAUUCACAGUGUACAUAACUUCUAAUAUAGAAAUGAACACAAAUCUUCCAUUCGCGAUCUAUUUAAAAGACGCAUCUAUUGACUGUGAAUUUGAACAAAAAGGAAGUUUAGAAGUGGAUUUUAAAAUGCCGUCGAUACAAGCUGUGUCAUGUGACGGUGUGAACAAAAUAUCUUUCCCGCUUAUUCAAGAGAAGACGUCACUCACGAAAUAUUUCGUUCUCUUGAGCGAUUGUCAGGCUGAUCUGCAAUUGGAACUAUCUAUUAUGACAGGAGAUAGUAUGUUUGUGAUAAAGAAUGUUCAGGAAAUUAAGAAGAGUGAUGUUAGUAAGGCGUUAAUGGAACGACAAGCUUCAAGUGAGGAGCAGCCGAAGUCUAAAGGCAAAUUGAUAAAUAAGUUGCUGUGUAGGUUGAGUGGGGGUAAUGCUAUUAAAGUGACUAUUAUGUUCACGUCGCCGAAAUUAUCAGAUUUGGGUAUAAUGGACCAAAUGGCGACAUUCAAGGGAUGCUUGAAUGUAAAUCUCAUUGGAGUUAACACAGUGCUGAAGAAAGUGAAUCUGCUCGCUUCAGUUGGAACAGCACAUCUAGAAGUACAGACAUCUGGCGAUAGAAUUGUUGUUUCCACUGAGCCAACAAGCAUUACUAUGUACAACAGUGGCAUGAUACCGGGAGCUUGGGUAAUAAUGUUUAAAAGUGUGAACGGGGACACCAACUUUCCCUUCAAAGUGUCUGCGAGUAGGAUCGAGGUGCGGCCCGGAGAGUCGAAGCAAAUACAUGUCGUGUAUACAGGGCCACAAGAUGUUGUUCAUGAUGGAAAACUGAUACUUGAAGAAGUUACAACAUCCACGAAAACUGAAAUAAACAUAACCGGCGGGUCAGAGAAGCCAAAAUCAUUUCCCAUCAAAACAAACUUCAACAACAUGUCCUGGGUUCGUGCUGGCAGGAAAGAACUUAGUUUAAAGAAUUCUACAAAUAAAAAGAUACAAAUUCGCUGCCAAAUAGUUGGCGAUGGUUUUGCUAUAGAUUCUCCUGGAUUGGAAUCAAGAGGAACGUAUUUAUUGACGUUCGGGCCUUGUGAAUGUCGACCGCUGCCUAUUCUAUUCUCACCUACUUCGUGUAUGCCGUUCGCUGCUUCGCUGCACUUGGUGUAUGAUAAAAAUAGUGAUUUUUCGAGAAAGAUAAAACUGCACGGUUGUGCACUACCUUCCAACGAAGGCGUGCGAUGGGGCGGUGCGCUUGUCACGUACGGUGAGACGGCACUCGUGCGCGCCGCGAGACGCAAGCCCAUAGACCUGACGCUGUAUAACCGGGCCGGGGCACCCGCGUUUGUAGCGGUCGCUGUGCAUUUUAACUUACAAUACCGCAGCUUGUCCGAAGACGCGGAGCUGCUAAACGGGCGGCGCAUUAUCCCGCGCCGCUCAGCGCACACAGUGAGCCUGCGCGUGCGCUGGGGGCGGGUGGAGCGGCGCGCGCGAGCGGCCUGCACCAGCGCGCUCGCCUCGCUCACUGUGCUCGCGGGGCCGGAGGUCACGCGCCGCAGGAUACUGAGAAUCCUACGUAACGAGGGAAAUGGCCAACUAGAUACAUCUUUAUUGCCUGAACAUGUGAAAGUGCUAGCUGAAGAAUUCGAAGGUGAAGAUCCAUCAAUGGACAACUACUUGGAAAACUUUAGCGAGACUAAGGCAUCCCUAAACGAGCUGAUCGAGAGCCUCCAAGAAUUAACGGCGCAAAUAGAUCUCCCGCAAGAUUUCUCUGAAGAUAACACAAUAUUGAUCACUGAUGACACCAUGGUUGAUCAUCAUACUCUCUGUGAAUAAUAUUUAUGUACUUUUUAACCAUUCCAAUGUACUUAUUUUAGUUUAAGUAUCAAUAAGAGACUGUUUAGUUAUGUAAAAACUCAUUUUGUUAGAAUGGCUGGUUAUGUCCAUGGAAAGUUCUGAAAUUAUUAUGUAAUAGAUUGGUGUUUUAUAUAGCACAAAACAAAAGGAAGAGACAGUCAAUAUAAUAUUUAUAUCUUAUGUGAAGUCGUGUUUGAAAAAUCAGCCCUAAAAAGUUUUAAGAUUAUUUAUAGUAGGUAGAUAGAGUAUUAUUGCCAUUAUUAAUAAUUUUGUAUACGUUAUUACUAAUUAUUUUAAUAUGAAAGAUAAUAAAUGCAUUA